Ruditapes philippinarum (Manila clam) is the source of this 1857-nucleotide messenger RNA. RefSeq lists its product as uncharacterized. The record is from RefSeq and is a predicted model, not a curated record. The coding region runs from base 1 to 1857 and encodes 618 amino acids. Lineage: Eukaryota; Metazoa; Mollusca; Bivalvia; Venerida; Veneridae. The transcript is spliced from 5 exons.
AUGCCGCAUAUUCUCCUUAGAUUUGAUAAAGUUUAUCCAAUCAAAGACUUUAAACAGACGAUUUCUGACUUUGAAUACAGCCCUCUUGAUCCACAAACAGAACAGAGGGUAACAGAUGAAAUUGAAAAAUGGGAAAAACACGAUAAAGCAAUAGAAGCUGACAUAGAACUUCUAAAAGCUGGCCAUAAAAAGACUACCGAGGACUUAAAUACUGUUCAAACUAAAAUAGAUGAAAUUGAAAAAUGGGAAACACACGAAAAAUCAGUAGAAGCUGACAUACAACUUCUUAAAGCUGGUCAUAAAAAUACUACUGAAGACUUAAAUACUGUUAAAACUAAAAUAGAUGAAAUAGAAGAACGACUGCCAGCACAACACACGUCUUCAAAUAUGCAAGAACUUCAAUGCGACAUGAUUAAAUUUUACAGAAAAAGGUGUAGCUCAAUACCACUCUCCCCGCUUCUUGAAGAAAUAGAGACACCUCUAGCUGGAUUCUUUGUGAUGCCAGAUAUAGUUGCGGUACAACAAAAAUCCCCAACUUGUCAUGAAGAGGUAAGAAAACCGAUCAGGUCUUUGAAAGACCUGUUUUCAACCGGCAGUGGAGAUCAACAAGAAAUUUAUCUAUCAGCUGAUGCAGGCCUUGGUAAAACUGCUUUCUCAAAAUAUCUUGCAAUCACGUGGUGUCAAGCUCAUAACCACGAUGAAAACUACGCCUGUUUUAAAGAUGAUGAGUUGAAAACGUUAUUUGACUUUAAGUUCUUAUUUUUGGUUUUAUUAAGAGACUGUGCCUCUGUUUGCAACAUUGACGAUAUGAUUGAACAGCAAAUAAUUAAGAAACUGCCUUCUUCUGCAACAAUACAUGAAGUCUUACGUAAAGAAAAAUGCUUGAUUAUAUUGGACGGUCUUGAUGAAUGGACUCAUCCUGAUAAUAGCUGUAGCGAAGCAAGAGAAAAAAUCCCACAUCGGUACGUACGUGAUAAUUGUGUUAUCCUUACGACAACUCGACCGUGGAAGCUUGGAUUUGCAAAUCUCAAAACGAGUCAAAUAAACAAAAAAGUAGAAUUGGUUCAAUUAAGUGCAGGUUCCAUACGGCAACUAGAAGAAAAUGCUAUUAGAAAAAUGACAGGUGUCCGUGACGAUAGAGUACUGGAGAGUAAAAUAUGGAACUUUAAUGAAGUGAUAAGUGACCGUCGCCUAGAGCACAUGCAAGUGAUUCCACUCCUCCUAAUGUAUAUAGUUUGCCUAUGGUGUAACAACAUUCCAAUAGGAAAUUCAAAACAUGAAAUUUACACCAAUAUCAUUGAAUUUCUAUUAUCAAGAACGUCAAAGAAACACCCGGAAGUUCAACUAUCUCGUGAUUCUACAGCUAGUGAAAUUCCAGAUAACUUCAAAAAACAUGAAUUUUGUAAAAAGUUUUAUGGUCUUAUAACAUCAUUAGCAGAACUAGCUUACCAAACAUUAAUAAACAAAAACAGAGAAAAUACGCUGGUAUUUGAUAGAACGGUUGCUGAUAUAUAUCUCAAAGCAGACGACAUGAAAUUAAGUCUUCUCUCAGGAAUACUGUCAGAAAGUAGAAAGUUAGACUUGUCGAAGUUACCUGGGAGGCUACAAUUAAAUAUAUCAACAUCGUCAUUAGUUAAUGUUACAUUGCAAUGGAUCAAUCUAGAGGAAAGUUCAUUGUUACUGUCACGUGACAUGUUUAAUAUUGAACGUGUGGAAUUGAGGGAUAUAGAAAUGUCUGCAGGAAGUUUACAGAACUUUAUAACCGUGCUUGAAAAUCUGCCGCAGUCAGUUACAGUAGUGAUGUACGACAUUACACCGAAAACAGAAUAUGACCGUAUAAAUCAACUUGUUAGUUAA